ACAGUAAUGUUAUGAAGAACCUGAAAUAAAUAUAAAAUGAUUAAGAGUUCACACAAACAAGAACUACACAUAGUAAAUAAACUUCUCUUCUUUUGUAUGCAAGUCAACAACAAAUCAUCAUGUACUUCAAAAAUCUACAAUAUCCACAGUUAACAACAAAUUAACCAUGCUUUUUUAGCGCAUAACUUAUGGCAGAGAACAAUACCACACAGCAUCCUACCAAAAACUAUUAUAUGAUUCCUCAAGUCAAAGAUGUCACAAUAGUUCAUAUUUAUACUCUAUCAACCUGCAUCCACAAGACCUACUAAAACAAUGAAGAAUGGCAAAAACCAUUUGUCUUCCAAAAAAGAAGCAACUCAAUCAAGACUUCAAACAUCAAGGCCUUGUCAGACUCCAAACAUCAUUAGCAGCUAACCGAAUCACAGCAAUCAAAGCUAACCGAAUCACAGCGUUAAUGCUAGUAGAACAAUUAUCAGCUGGUUCGCAGGAAGUGAAGGCUGUCGCAGCCCGUGAACUCCGAUUAAUGGCAAAAACCGGGAAGGAGAAUAGGUCUUUCAUUGCAGAGGGUGGAGCAAUCCCAGCUCUCUACCGGCUUUUCCGGUCUACAAAUCCAGUUGCUCAAGAGAAUGCCCUGACUGCAAUAUUGAACAUAUCUAUUCAUGAUGAAAACAAGAGAAAGAUUAUGGAGGAGAAUGGUUGUUUGGAAUUAAUAGUAUAUGUUCUGAGAUAUGGGUUAACUACUGAGGUAAGGGAGAAUGCAGCUGCUACAUUGUCUAGCCUCUCUGCUAUCCAUGACUUCAAGAAGAUGAUUGUGGAUGAGCAUGGUGUUGUUGCAGCACUAGCUGAUUUGCUGAUGCAGGGAAGCCCAAGGGGAAAGAAAGAUGCAGUGAUGGCCUUGUUUAAUCUUUCGACCCAUCCUGAGAGCUGGUCCCAAAUGUUGAAUAUGGGAGCAGUUUCAGCCCUGGCGAGAGCUUUGAGAGAUGAGAUUGUUGCUGAGGAGGCUGCUGGAGCUCUGACAUUGCUUAUGAGGCAUCACAUUCUGGCGCAGACAAUUGCAAGUGAGGAUACUGCAAUCACAAAUCUGGUAGGGUUAAUGAAAAGGGGCACCCCUAAGGCAAAGGAGAAUGCAAUUGCAGCUUUGCAAGAAAUGUGCAGACGUGGAUGAUUAAAUGUGAUACAGAAUGUAGCUAAGAUGCCAAUGUUUAGUGGUUUAAUUCAGACCAUCUUGCUCUGACAUUGUUUACCUGCAUCAGUACUAAAAACUGAUUCCACAGCACACCUUGUUCU
Messenger RNA from Zingiber officinale, 1287 nucleotides. RefSeq names its product U-box domain-containing protein 4-like. Bases 320 to 1165 code for a protein of 281 amino acids. NCBI's taxonomy places the organism in Eukaryota, Viridiplantae, Streptophyta, Magnoliopsida, Zingiberales, Zingiberaceae. Gene Ontology annotation, molecular function: protein binding. Gene Ontology annotation, cellular component: nucleus; cytoplasm. The record is from RefSeq and is a predicted model, not a curated record. The transcript has a single exon.